Messenger RNA from Oldenlandia corymbosa var. corymbosa, 4635 nucleotides. NCBI's taxonomy places the organism in Eukaryota, Viridiplantae, Streptophyta, Magnoliopsida, Gentianales, Rubiaceae. The record is from the annotation of a GenBank genome assembly.
CAGAAGUGCCACUGCCAAAUGGCCCUAUACUUCAUGAGGAAAAUAUCAUUGCCACGUAUGCAGCAAGAGGAGUUCAGCUAAAGAUCUCCUUCUCUCUCUUCACUCUCUCUCUAACCUCUCUCCACCCAAAAUCUCCUCAAUAGAAGAACAUCCAAAUCUUUACCAUUUCUACUACUACUAAAAGCUUUCUUCUUUCUUUUCUCUUUUUUUUUUUUCAUAUGUCAAAAUUAACCAGUUCUUUGUUCCCUUUUCAUUUAGAUUUUCCAGAAUAAUUCUUUCUCAACCCACUUUGACAUUUUGCAACAGGGAAGAGCUUUGGAUUGACUGUCUCUAGAUAUUAUCUGCACAUUUGUUUCUCUGGAAUUUGGCCAUUCUCAUCCUUGGUGGGUCAUCUAAGUGCUUAAGCUUAGCAAAUUCCUCCAUAACUAGACAACAGUUCUGGAGUAUUGUCUGUUAAGCUUAAAGAUGUUAAAUUACUGUAUUUUCAUACUCGAUUGGUAGUUUCCGCUGGGAGGAUCGUGUCUGUAUUGUUGAAGACACCUUGAUUGUAUAUAAAGGUCCAUCUGUUAGGUUUUUCCGGUAUGGCUGCUACAUGUGAGAGGUGGAUAGACAGGCUUCAGUUUUCCUCUCUGUUCUGGCCUCCACCACAAGACAGUGAACAACGCAAGGCUCAAAUUACUGCAUACGUUGAGUUCUUUGGGCAGUUUACAUCCGAAUCCUUUCCUGAGGACAUAGCUGAGUUGAUCCGGAAUCGGUAUCCGUCUAACGAACAUCGACUUUUUGAUGAUGUCCUAGCAACUUUUGUUCUUCACCAUCCUGAGCAUGGGCAUGCUGUCAUUCUUCCCAUUAUAUCUUGCAUCAUUGAUGGUUUAGUGGAAUAUUCCAAAAGUGCCCCUCCGUUUACUUCCUUCAUUGCCUUGGUCUGUCCGAGCAAUGAGAAUGAGUACUCUGAACAGUGGGCUUUAGCAUGUGGAGAGAUUUUACGAAUCUUAACUCAUUACAAUCGUCCAGUUUACAAAGUUGAGAAUAAUGACAGUGAAGUGGAUAGAAGAAGCAGUGGCAAACAUGUUUCUACUAGCGGUAAAGUAGAUGGUGAAUCAAGCUCUGGUUCGGCACACCAUGAUAGGAAACCUCUGAGGCCGUUGUCACCCUGGAUUACUGACAUACUACUUGCUGCACCUCUGGGUAUCAGAAGUGACUACUUUCGAUGGUGCGGUGGCGUUAUGGGGAAGUAUGCAGCUGGAGAACUCAAACCACCUUCAACAGUUUCUUCACGUGGUUCUGGAAAGCAUCCCCAACUGCUGCCAUCAACUCCAAGGUGGGCUGUUGCCAAUGGUGCGGGCGUGAUACUAAGUGUCUGCGAUGAGGAAGUAGCUCGUUAUGAGACGGCAACCUUGACUGCUGUUGCAGUUCCUGCGCUUUUACUGCCCCCACCGACUACAGCUAUGGAUGAGCAUCUUGUCACAGGACUUCCAGCACUUGAGCCAUAUGCACGAUUAUUUCACAGAUAUUAUGCAAUUGCUAGUCCACAUGCCACUCAAAGACUUCUUCUUGGACUUCUAGAAGCUCCUCCAUCAUGGGCACCUGAUGCUCUUGAUGCAGCUGUUCAACUGGUCGAACUCCUGCGUGCAGCAGAAGAGUAUGCCACCGGAAUGCGGCUACCAAGGAACUGGAUGCAUUUGCAUUUCCUACGGGCAAUUGGGAUUGCAAUGUCAAUGAGGGCAGGAAUUGCUGCUGAUGCUGCAGCUGCGUUACUUUUCCGUAUCCUAUCACAACCUGCUCUACUCUUCCCUCCAUUAAGACAAGUCGAAGGAGUAGAAGUUCAGCAUGGACCCAUGGUUGGUUACAUCUCAUCAAGAAAGCAGAGAGAAAUCCCCGCAGCAGAAGCUACUGUUGAGGCCACUGCCCAAGGGAUAGCGUCCAUGCUUUGUUCCCAUGGUCCGGAGGUUGAAUGGAGAAUAUGUACAAUUUGGGAAGCUGCAUAUGGGCUAAUACCUUUGAGUUCGUCUGCUGUUGAUCUUCCUGAACUUAUAGUAGCAACCCCUCUGCAACCUCCAAUUCUAUCAUGGAAUUUGUACAUUCCCUUGCUUAAAGUUCUUGAAUAUCUACCCCGUGGUAGCCCUUCUGAAACGUGUCUAAUGAAAAUAUUUGUUGCCACUGUUGAAGCAAUUCUUGUCAGAACAUUUCCUCCUGAGUCAACAAGAGAACAAAUCAGAAAAACAAGAUAUGUCUUUGGCUCUGCCUCUAAAAAUCUUGCCGUCGCGGAGCUUCGUACAAUGGUUCAUUCACUUUUCUUGGAGUCAUGUUCUUCGGUGGAGCUUGCCUCUCGCCUUCUUUUUGUGGUGCUAACAGUAUGUAUGAGUCAUGAAGCUCAGCCUAAUGGAAACAAGAAGCCAAAAGGUGGUGACGUUUAUAAUAGUUCAGGUGAAGCCAGUGAAGAAUUGCAACUCAAUGGGAAGAGUAAAGAGAUAGGAAAUAAGAAAAUGAAGAGGCAGGGUCCCGUGGCAGCAUUUGAUUCGUAUGUCCUCGCUGCUGUAUGUGCUCUGUCUUGUGAACUUCAACUUUUCCCUUUGAUUUCUAAGGGUACUAAUGGUUCAGAUCCCAAGAGCAUGGAGGAUUUGGCUAAGCCUGCAAACUUAAGCGAAGUAUCCACGGAGUUAAGAGGUAGUGUUGACUCUGCAUUAUGUCAUACUCGCAGGAUAUUGGCAAUUCUAGAGGCACUUUUCUCCUUGAAACCAUCUUCUGUGGGCACGUCUUGGAGCUACAGCUCAAAUGAGAUAGUUGCUGCUGCUAUGGUGGCCGCUCAUAUUUCUGAUCUCUUUAGGCGGUCUAAGGCUUGUAUGCAUGGUCUUUCAAUUCUGAUGAAGUGUAAGUGGGACAGUGAAAUCCACUCAAGGGCAUCUUCUCUUUUUAAUCUUAUUGAUAUACACAGUAAAACUGUUGCAUCCAUUGUAACUAAGGCAGAACCAUUGGAAGCACAUCUAAUGCAUGCACCUUUAUGGAAGGAAACUUCUUCAUGUUUUCAUGGAAAAGAAUAUGGUAAAUGUUCUAGCUGUGGGUGUUUGGGAUCUGGGGAGGCUUCUUCUAAAGAACUGUGCGAGGAUCCUUCUGAUUCAAAGGUCUCAGUUGAGGUUGAGAAGGAUUACAUAACAGGUGAUGUCACCAAGUGUAUGAUGGGCAAAGGAAUUGCUAGUUUUCCAACGGAUGCAUCAGACCUGGCCAACUUUUUAACAAUGGACCGGCACAUAGGAUUCAACUGUAGUGCCCAAGUUCUUCUGAGGUCAGUGUUGGCUGAGAAACAAGAAUUGUGUUUUUCUGUCGUUUCUUUGCUCUGGCACAAGUUGAUUGCAUCACCUGAAACUAAACCAUGUGAAGAAAGCACUUCUGCCCAGCAAGGAUGGAGACAGGUGGUUGAUGCAUUAUGCAAUGUAGUGUCAGCAUCACCGGCAAAGGCAGCAACAGCUGUUGUUCUCCAGGCGGACAGGGAAUUGCAGUCUUGGAUUGCUAAAGAUGAUGAUCUUGGUCAGAAGAUGUGGAGAAUCAAUCAACGAAUUGUCAAGGUGAUUGUGGAGCUGAUGCGAAAUCAUGAUAAACCAGAAUCACUGGUAAUUCUGUCUAGCGCCUCAGACCUGCUGUUACGUGCCACGGACGGAAUGCUUGUUGAUGGAGAAGCAUGCACUUUACCACAAUUGGAGCUGCUCGAAGCUACAGCAAGAGCUGUUCAACCAAUGCUUGAAUGGGGAGAAUCUGGGUUAGCUGUUGCCGAUGGCCUCUCAAACCUGUUGAAGGUAACAAAACAGUCUGACCCAACAUUUUCUUUUGAGACCUUAGUAAAAUGAUGAAUAUGGGACCGGCCCUCAUGUUUUGUUACUGAAGCGAGCCUAUUGAAGAGAUUCUGUCUACAUUAGAUUCUUAUUCCCUCAAGGAAAAUAGAAAAGCAUUUGCCAAAAGGCAAAAAAUCUGAAGCUUACGGAUAUGGUUGAAUUCAAACUUAGCUAUCAAUGUUAUUUUUACAUCACUUGGUAACAUUUUAAAAAAUGGGUAAUACAUGCAGUGUCGAUUACCAGCCACGAUUCGAUGUCUCUCUCAUCCCAGUGCUCACGUUCGGGCACUUAGCACAUCUGUUCUUCGUGCUAUUUUAUUUUCCGGCUCAUUAAAAUCGGGUGGGAAGACCGGGGAGAAGAAUGGCAUCCAUCAGUCUGCUGCGUAUCAGUAUUUAAAUGUAGGCAUCAUCAACUGGCAAAACGACAUUGAAAAAUGUUUAAGAUGGGAAGCUCAUAGCCGCCUUGCUACCGGAAUGUCUAUGCAGUUUCUUUACACUGCUGCCAAAGAGUUGGGAUGCACGAUUUCUAUCUAAAUCUAAAGUUUAUAUUUUCAUUAGUUUUUUUUUUUUUUUUUGGUUAUAGAACACAGAAAACCAGCAAUUCACUUCGAUGUUGACUGCGGUAUGAGACUCCUGUUUGAUUUGAUACUAGUAAUGGUAUAAUAACCUUUCUUAAAUGAUGAUUUUCUCAGGCGGAAUGAGGUUAAAGAUUGUGCAACUUGAUUUAUCCAUUUGGGAAGUUUUAGGUUUUGAAAUGUUUGCUUGCUGUCUCAUACAUAAAAAGGAAACAAAAAGUGCGAGUUAAUGAAUCA